Messenger RNA from Brassica oleracea var. oleracea, 996 nucleotides. Its product is annotated as 50S ribosomal protein L3-2, chloroplastic. Lineage: Eukaryota; Viridiplantae; Streptophyta; Magnoliopsida; Brassicales; Brassicaceae. Gene Ontology annotation, molecular function: structural constituent of ribosome. Gene Ontology annotation, biological process: translation. Gene Ontology annotation, cellular component: mitochondrial large ribosomal subunit; ribosome. The record is from RefSeq and is a predicted model, not a curated record.
AUGAAGGUCAUACCAAGAGGCUUCAUUUCUCGGAUCAGUCAGUCUCUAUCAACCCGGUCUAUAACCCCUUCAUCCUCCCAAUCUCUUUUUCAUUGUAGCUUCUUUCUCCUCAAACGAUUCAGCUCCGAUGCUGGGUUGCUCGACGUUAGGGAAUCCGAUAUAACCGGGGCUCCGAGUCGGAUCAUCUAGGCGAAACCCGGUGAAAUGUCCCGGAGCUCUAAAAGGACAGGGAUAAUCGCCGUCCAAGUGGGGAUGACUGCACUCUGGGACAAAUGGGGAGCUAGGGUUCCUAUUUCUAUCCUCUGGGUCGAUUACAACAUCGUCUCUCAGGUCAAAACUGUUGAGAAAGAAGGAAUCUUUGCGUUACAGAUCUGAUGUGGGCACAAGAAGGCUAAACAUUUGACAAUGCCUGUGUUGGGUCAUUUCAGAGCUCAAGGUGUGGCGUUGAAAAGGAAGUUGAGAGAGUUUCCUGUGACGGAAGACGCUAUGCUUCCCGUUGGGACUUCACUCGGUGUCCAACAUUUUGUUCCGGGACAGUAUGCCGAUGUCACGGGGAUCACUCGUCGGAAAGGUUUUCAGCGAGUCAUGAAGAGAUUUGAUGCGGCUGGAGGGGAUGCAUCACAUGGUUGUUCAAAGGCGCAACGAACAAUUGGUUCCACAGGUCAAAGAGAUGCUCCGGGAAAGGUGUUCAAGGGACAAAAGAUGCCUGGGAGAAUGGGUGCAGAGGAGAAGUAAGUAUCUCAAUCUGCGAGUGGGUGUCUAUGUGAGUGUCACUGGGUCUUUCUUAGUAGGUCAAGAUUGUGAAUUGGUGUUUGUUUGCAGGUUCCUGGUGCAGAAGGAAACUUUGUAUUCAUAAAAGACGCGUAUUACAAGAAACCAGACAUCUCGAAGCUUCCCUUUCCAACGUACUUAGUACCAGAAGACGAGGACCAGCCAGAAUUAGAACCAUUGGUCGCAGAUCUCGGAGAAGUUGACCCUUUUAUGUUGGCAGAAUGA